Molecule: messenger RNA, 567 nt
Organism: Baudoinia panamericana UAMH 10762
Lineage: Eukaryota; Fungi; Ascomycota; Dothideomycetes; Mycosphaerellales; Teratosphaeriaceae
Exons: 2
Coding region: 1-567 (188 amino acids)
Biological process (GO): quinolinate metabolic process; 'de novo' NAD+ biosynthetic process from L-tryptophan
Cellular component (GO): cytoplasm
Molecular function (GO): iron ion binding; 3-hydroxyanthranilate 3,4-dioxygenase activity
Source: RefSeq, a predicted model, not a curated record
AUGUCUGCCUCAACAACGAAGCUAGGAUCCCCGCUCAACAUACCCAAAUGGCUAGAAACCAACUCCCACCUCCUCAAACCUCCCAUCAAUAACCACCUCAUCUACAACGACCCCCUCACCGUCCAAAUCGUCGGCGGCCCCAACGCCCGCACCGACUACCACAUCAACUCCACGCCCGAAUUCUUCUACCAAUACCGCGGUCGCAUGCUCCUGAAGACCGUGCAGCAAGGCGAGUUCGUAGACAUCUACAUCAACGAAGGCGAGCUCUUUUUACUUCCAGGCAACACCCCGCACAAUCCUGUGCGGUUUGAGGAUACGGUUGGGGUUGUGCUGGAGUUGCCGCGGCCGGAGGGGAGCGAGGAUCGGUUGAGGUGGUAUUGUCGGAAGUGUGGGGAGGUGGUGCAUGAGGCCAGUUUCUUCUGUACGGAUUUGGGUACGCAGAUUAAGAGCGCUGUGAAUGCGUUUAAGGAGGAUGAGGAGGCGAGGCGGUGUAAAAGUUGUGGGGAACUGAAUGAUUCGGCGCCGACGAAGGAGGAGAUGGAGAGGAUGAGGACGGCGCCGUCGUGA